Anopheles coustani is the source of this 991-nucleotide messenger RNA. RefSeq names its product leucine-rich repeat-containing protein 57. The transcript has 2 exons. Bases 92 to 808 code for a protein of 238 amino acids. Lineage: Eukaryota; Metazoa; Arthropoda; Insecta; Diptera; Culicidae. Gene Ontology annotation, molecular function: protein binding. The record is from RefSeq and is a predicted model, not a curated record.
AUGACAGCACAGAAAAAAACAUUGUGAAUCAUUUCUUUACAAAAUCACAACAAAUUCAUUGGUUGAUCAAAGGCAUCGGUAGCACUGCACCAUGGGGAACAAGCAAGUUAAGCAACAUUUUGAAACAGCGAAGAAAACGGGGGUGCUAAAGAUCUCUUUGUUGCGCCUGGAUGAAUUCCCUUCGGCACUGAAAACAUUCCCGAACGUACUGAAGACACUUGAUAUUUCUGAAAAUCGAUUCAGUGUUUUGCCGGACGACAUAGCUAAAUUUACACUCCUGAAGCACCUAAACGCCAGUGGAAACAAAAUAGCCUCGGUACCCGAAUGCAUCGGUUUGCUGGUAAAGCUGGAAACCUUAAACAUGAUGAACAAUCUGCUUACCAGCGUACCGAGGAGCCUUGCAUCCUGCACUCAUCUCAAGCAAGUUAUUCUCAGCAACAAUCAGAUCAAUGCGUUCCCAACGGUGUUUUGCGAAUUGAAACAACUAGACCUGCUUGACCUCUCGCGGAACAAAAUAACUGAAAUACCACCGGAGGUGAAAUCGCUGCAAGUGACGGAGCUAAACCUGAACCAAAACCAAAUCACCAUUGUCGCGGAGGAGAUUGCCGACUGCCCGAAACUGAAAACCUUGCGACUGGAGGAAAACUGUCUCCAAAUAUCGGCAAUCCAUCCGAAAAUUCUCAUGGAAUCCAAAGUGUGUAACCUUUGCAUCGAUGGGAAUUUGUUCAACUCGAAACAGUUCACGGAGCUACAAGGAUAUGAUGCGUACAUGGAACGAUAUACUGCAGUUAGGAAAAAGAUUUCGUAAGAUUAUUCUCUUGUAGUUUAUUUAAAACAUGUUUGUUGCACGAGGAUUUACGUUUCCUUCACCGUUUUUGAACGAAUUUCAAGCAACGAUAUUCUUAUACACUGUUUGUGAAAAGAUUCUUAUUUUUAUUCGUUUUAUAAGGCAUUGCUAGCGAAAUAAACACAUCUUAUUACCCAUAGUAUA